Ipomoea nil (Japanese morning glory) is the source of this 594-nucleotide messenger RNA. RefSeq lists its product as uncharacterized. Lineage: Eukaryota; Viridiplantae; Streptophyta; Magnoliopsida; Solanales; Convolvulaceae. Bases 1 to 594 code for a protein of 197 amino acids. The record is from RefSeq and is a predicted model, not a curated record. Gene Ontology annotation, molecular function: nucleic acid binding; RNA-DNA hybrid ribonuclease activity. The transcript has a single exon.
AUGGCACGCCCAAUCCACCAGCCAGCAUCACUGCCCGCCAAUACCGGAACCAGCGCUGCCGAGACGGUCCAAGGUGUUGCCGAGACUGUCCAUGGCGCUGCCGACGGGGAAACUGCCAUGAUGGCUGAGAAUGUUGUGCCGAGUUUGAGAAGGUGUCGGGUCGACGCAGGGUAUUUACACGACACGGGAAGGGCCACCGUAGGGGCGGUUUUGUUCAAUGCAAACGGAGAAUAUAUAUCGGCCUUCAAUGCACCGUUGCCAACUUGUUUGUCACCACUUAUGGCCGAAGCCUUGGCAUGUAAAGAGGCUUUAUCGUGGUUGAAGGGGAGAGGGGAGCAGAAUAUUGAGUUAUACACGGAUUGCUUGACAUUGCAACGCUAUCUUGCUACACCGACUGUUGCGAUUCGCUCUUAUGUGGGCUAUGCUAUUGACGACUGCAGGCAAAUUGCCACUUUAUUUCAGUAUUGUUCAUUUAAAUUUAUUCCUAGAUCAGAUAAUUAUUUAGCUCAUGCAUUAGCUACUACGGCUUAUCAGCAACAUAUUGCUAUGUAUUGGGAUAGCCACCCACCAGACAUUAUAUCAGCGUUUUUCUAA